CUAAUGAACACCUAUGGUGAAAAGUCAGCAAAUGAGUGUUUUCGGCAAUAGUUCAUCGAGCACAUUGUUUGGAUACGCCAAUGCAAUGCUAUCAACCAGCAGCCCUAGUGUAGUGAAAUAGCCCUCAGUUUUAUUGCUCGAAUAAUGUGGUAAUUAUACUAAUUGUGUGCAUCUGUGAGUGGAUCAAUUUUGAUUGAAGUAUACCGUACCUCAUAAGAAGAUUUUCCAGAUUAUUCCUGUUUUAUAUCCUUGAAAAUGCCAAAUAGUGAUGAUGGGGUGGUUUCCAACGAGCCGAAAAGACGAGUUAGUAUUAUCACAGAUCCAAUAAUGGACAGUAGAAUGGGGCACGAUAAUUAUGGAUUCGAACCUAACUCCAAAAGAAAAAUUUCACAGCAAUCACAUUAUUCCGAGGAAGGACCAGUGAGACGAAAAAGUAAUUUACACAAUGCAAACCUAGACAGUUCAUCAAUCAAUAGUUACGAUCAGCGAAUAAAUGGCGAUGCCAGUCGAAGUAAAAAGCCGUCAUUCUCAGAAGCUUUCACUAAAAUCAAUCAUGAACAAGACGACGAUCACCAAAAUGCUCCCCUCGAGCAGUCAUGGAUCUACGCACUAUGUAUGCGGUGCAGAGUGGAAUACAGUACACCCUCGUGGGAACCGCCUGGAUGGCAGAAAGUGUGCCCCUAUCCAUUAUGCCCAUCCUACCGUCAAUUCGCUAGAAUAAUAUCUAUUGUAUUUAUUGGUUUACUGCUAUGGGUGACAGCCUAUGUUAUAAUUGGAGAUACCGCUGCUCCUGGCGGACAACUAUUUCAGGUUGUUGUAUUAACUGUAGCUGCUAACUUUGGAGGGUUUCUAAUAUCGCUAGCUACGCUGCCACGGUUAAUCGGAAUGCUCAUGGUUGGGCUUUUAUUUCAGAACGUUGGAUGGGUCAACAUCGAUGGCGAAUUUACCAAAGUUACUGCCAUCCUUCGGAAAAUGGCCCUUGUCAUAAUUUUGAUUCGCGCUGGAUUAGAAAUGGAUCCAAAUGCUUUUAAAAAGAUCUAUGUAACGAUUUUGAAGCUUGGUCUUAUUCCUUGGAUUAUAGAAUUCGUGUUGAUUGGUGUUAUGACACACUUCUUUCUGGAUCUACCAUGGAUGUGGAGUUUUAUGUUGGGCUCAAUUAUCGCUGCUGUUUCGCCAGCUGUGGUGGUGCCAUGCCUAUUUAGACUGAGAACGAAAGGGUAUGGCGUCGUUAAAGGAAUACCCACACUCAUCAUAGCAGUGGCUGGUAUCGACGAUGCAGCGUCCGUAGCAGUGUAUGGUAUAAUUUCAAGUAUUAUGUUCACGUCGCAAGGACUAGCGUUUCAAAUUGCACAAGCUCCGGUUUGCAUUUUUGGUGGCCUUGGUUUUGGAGUUUUAUGGGGCACUCUAUGCAAAUACAUUCCGGAAAAGGGAGACGCGUAUGUUGUUCCUAUUCGUACUCUAAUGUUAUUUGGAGGCGGAAUGAUGGCUGUUUUCGGCAGUGAAAAAAUACAUUUUGAAGGAGCAGGACCCCUUGCUGUUGUUUUUGCCGCUUUUACUGCCUCUUAUUUUUGGUGUGGAGACGGAUGGGAGUUAGAGGAUAAUCCCGUUUCAACUGCUUUUGAAAUAUUUUGGAUGAUUUUCGAGCCUAUUCUAUUUGGAAUAACAGGAGCUUCAAUAAAGAUAAGUGAUUUAGACCCUCAUCUUGUGUCGAUAGGAGUUGGUUGCAUUUAUGCCGGCAUUGUUAUUCGCAUAGUAGUAACCGCUGGAAUUGCUUUUGGAGAUAAAUUAAACGUUAAAGAAAAGCUUUUCGUUGCAAUUUCUUGGAUGUCAAAAGCCACCGUGCAAGCUGCACUUGGGCCUUUACCCUUGAAAGCGGUAAUAUCACUGCAUCGCGCUGAUGAGGAACUUCACUAUGCAGAGUUGGUUAAAAAUAUUUGCAUCUUAAGCAUUAUCCUGUCAGCACCACUUGGUGCUUUAUUAAUAUCAGUAAGUGGAACAAAACUACUGAAGAAGACUAAACCAAUGCUGGAACCCCCAGAAGGCUGGCGCAGGAGUCAUCGUCCUUCUCUACACGAUAUCAGUAUUAUAGAUGAAGAAGAAGAACGUGAAGAUAUUGAAGGAAUUGCAGAUGAAGAUACAGCUGCCAAUACACUAUCAAACGCACAAGCAAGCUCCGUAUUUACAGUUACGAAAUGAAAUAGAAUAUUCAAAUUACGCCUAAGACAUUAUUCUUCAAGAUAAUGAUA
Molecule: messenger RNA, 2246 nt
Organism: Sabethes cyaneus
Lineage: Eukaryota; Metazoa; Arthropoda; Insecta; Diptera; Culicidae
Gene: Nha1
Product: sodium/hydrogen exchanger 9B2
Exons: 9
Coding region: 256-2196 (646 amino acids)
Biological process (GO): proton transmembrane transport
Cellular component (GO): membrane
Molecular function (GO): antiporter activity
Source: RefSeq, a predicted model, not a curated record